AUGCGCGAAAAUCAAUUGAGAUUCGUAAAUUCGCAUGAAUUCGAACUAUUUUUUGCACGUUAUCUUGCAAAAAUCUUUGAUGAUCGUGUUUUCAUAAAUCGUGAGGACAUCGUUUAUGCUGAACAAAUGGAAGAGUUAUGUCAUACAUCUGCUUCUUGGAGAUUACCUAAUAAAUAUUGCGAUCAAAUUCUGAGUGAUAUUUGUCUAAAUCAUCAGGUUUUAGAGAAAAUAAAAAAUGCAUCGUCUUCAUUAACGGUUUUAUGUAGUGGAAAUUUGAACAAUUCGAGAUUUGCGAAAGAAUUUGAAAUUUGUCAUUGUUCGAAUGAUGGCACUUCAGAAAUUUUUGAACCUUCUCUGAAAAGGUGUUUAAAUUUAUUUCUAUGCAUUUUAUCUUGUGCUAUCGAUAGUCGAGACGCAUGGAGUGUAACUCAAUUUUUUGAUCAAUUAUGUCCGCAUGUUUUGCCUUGUCUCCGACGUAAAGCUCAAAAAACUUCAAGUCAACUUAAUAUUAUGUCGGUUCUCAUUUCAUAUUCGAAUUCGGAAAUGAUUGAGAAUGAUUCCGAAAUGAAUCCAACAUUGCUUUCAUAUUCUUCGAUUAUAAAGAAAUUCUUAGAUGUUAUUUCAUCAAUUGCUGAUAAAUUACACGAUGAUAAACCACCAAAAAAAAUCAUUUCUUCGAUUAUCAAAGAAGCCAUAAAUUUUUUGAAAGUCGUUAAAUUUAAAUCUGAAAUUUCUUCACCGGAUGCCAUAAUUCCCUUCAUCGAACGCUAUCUUAUAGAUAUCGAACAAAACUUCAUCGUUUUGCGGAAAAUUAUUGAUAAUUAUGAACAGGAGAAAUCAUUUGCGAUUACGGAAGCUUAUAUUUUUGCAUUGGCUUUACGCGAUCGACUUUCUUGUCUAUGUUUAAGCGAUAAUACAAUAGUAAUUUCCGAACUAUUUGAGACUCCAAAAUCUACGAAGAAACUCACCACAAAAAAAUCGCUAAAAACGAAACAAAAAUGCGAAAAUAUAACAUCAACGAUGCCUGAAAAAGCGCUAUCUUCAUUCAUUAACUUUGGUACACCAGAAAGAAAAAAAUUUACCACAUCAAGAAGUGCAAAUACAACGGCUGAUUCUGGUAUUGUAGGCGAUUAUUCAGAUUUUUUCGAUGAAAAUAAAGAAAAUCUCGAUCCUGAUUCUGCUAUUGUAAUUGAUUUUGAUGAUAAGAAGGAUACCAAACAAGAACAGUGUAGCAGUUCGUCUUCCAUAUGUCGUUUUAAUACAGUUAAUGAUGGCUUCAAAUCAUCAAAUAUUCAUGAAACAAUUGCUACAGUUGAGUCUAAAAUGAUUAAUAAAAAUCAUUCGAAACAAGCCCAUUAA
Molecule: messenger RNA, 1359 nt
Organism: Dracunculus medinensis (Guinea worm)
Lineage: Eukaryota; Metazoa; Nematoda; Chromadorea; Rhabditida; Dracunculidae
Source: the annotation of a GenBank genome assembly